Molecule: messenger RNA, 1543 nt
Organism: Dromiciops gliroides (monito del monte)
Lineage: Eukaryota; Metazoa; Chordata; Mammalia; Microbiotheria; Microbiotheriidae
Product: keratin, type I cuticular Ha1
Exons: 7
Coding region: 13-1263 (416 amino acids)
Molecular function (GO): structural molecule activity
Source: RefSeq, a predicted model, not a curated record
CUACUCACCACCAUGCCUUACAACUGCUGCCUGCCCAGCAUCAGCUGUCGCACCAGCUGCUCCUCCAGGCCCUGCCUGCCCCCCAGCUGCCACGGCUGCACCCUCCCCGGGGCCUGCAACAUCCCUGCCAAUGUGGGCACCUGUGGCUGGUUCUGUGAAGGCUCCUUCAAUGGCAAUGAGAAGGAGACCAUGCAGUUCCUGAAUGACCGUCUGGCCAACUACCUGGAGAAGGUGCGCCAGCUGGAGAGGGAGAAUGCCGAGCUGGAGAGUAGGAUCCGGGAGUGGUGCCAAGAGCAGGUGCCCUACGUGUGCCCUGACUACCAGUCCUACUUCAGGGUCAUUGAGGAGCUCCAGCAGAAGAUCCUGUGCACCAAGGCAGAGAAUGCCAGGCUAGUGGUUCAGAUUGACAAUGCCAAGCUGGCUGCUGAUGACUUCAGAACCAAGUAUGAGACUGAGUUGUCCCUACGCCAGCUGGUAGAAUCUGACAUCAAUAGCCUACGCAAGAUCCUGGAUGAACUGACCCUGUGCAAGUCUGACCUGGAGGCCCAAGUGGAGUCCCUGAAGGAAGAGCUGAUCUGUCUCAAGAGGAAUCAUGAGGAGGAAGUCAACACCCUGCGCUGCCAGAUUGGAGACCGUCUGAAUGUGGAGGUGGACGCUGCCCCAACUGUGGACCUGAACAGGGUGCUGAAUGAGACCAGGUGUCAGUAUGAGACCUUGGUGGAGAACAACCGCAGAGAUGUGGAGGAAUGGUUCACCACUCAGACAGAAGAACUGAACAAGCAGGUGGUGUCUAGCUCUGAACAGCUGCAGAACUGCCAGGCAGAGAUCAUUGAGUUGAGACGCACCGUCAAUGCCCUGGAGAUUGAGCUGCAGGCCCAGCACAACCUGAGAGAUUCUCUGGAAAAUACCCUGACAGAGACUGAGGCCCGUUAUAGCUCUCAGUUGUCCCAGGUACAGUGUAUGAUAACCAAUGUUGAAGACCAGCUGGCUGAGAUCCGAGGUGACCUAGAGAGGCAGAACCAAGAGUACCAAGUACUUCUGGAUGUCCGGGCCCGGCUGGAGUGUGAGAUCGCCACAUACCGGGGUCUGUUAGAGAGUGAGGAUUGCAAGCUUCCCUGCAACCCUUGUGCCACAACCAACGCGUGCGGCAAACCCAUCGGCCCCUGCCCAGUCAGCAAUCCCUGUGUCCCAUGUGUCCCCUGUGCCCCCUGCACACCCUGUGUCCCUCGUUCACGUUGUGGCCCCUGCAACUUUGUGCGCUAAGGGUGUCAUAGUAAGGAGGUGAAAGGAGAAAAGGGUUAAGUGCUUCUAACCUUCGCAUAGCCCUGCUCAUAUCAGUGGGAUGCUGGGAGACAGGGAAGAAACACAUUGGAAAUAUUUACACCCCUAAAGUGGACCAUUCAGUGCUACUCCCAAGGGUGCUGGAAACUCAAAAAACAUCUUCUGCCCCCUUUUAAAAAAUUGAGUUUGCUUUUCUCUCUGUUGCCUCAGAAUCUUCCCAAAACAUAAGAGGCACUCCUUUGUAACUUCCUAAUAAACUGAC